Molecule: messenger RNA, 2616 nt
Organism: Coffea eugenioides
Lineage: Eukaryota; Viridiplantae; Streptophyta; Magnoliopsida; Gentianales; Rubiaceae
Product: beta-xylosidase/alpha-L-arabinofuranosidase 2-like
Exons: 7
Coding region: 85-2403 (772 amino acids)
Biological process (GO): xylan catabolic process; arabinan catabolic process
Cellular component (GO): plant-type cell wall
Molecular function (GO): alpha-L-arabinofuranosidase activity; xylan 1,4-beta-xylosidase activity
Source: RefSeq, a predicted model, not a curated record
UUGUAACGCAAACGCGGAUUCCCAAUCUCUCUUGUUUAAGAAAGAGAGGGGGUCGGUCAAGUCAGGUCAGGUCACACAAAAACAAUGGCCUCUCAGUAUGCAAAACACUCUGUUUUGCUCUGCUUCCGCAUUGUUUUCAGCUGCUUCUUUUUGCCCCAAAUUUUCUUGUUCAAUGCAAGAUUGGCUUCUGCUCAGACUCCAGCUUACGCCUGUGCAUCGGGGAAUUAUACGUUCUGCGAUACGUCGCUGGACGUGAAAAUCAGGGUGGAUGAUCUAGUCAAGAUGCUGACAUUGCAGGAGAAGGUUGCAAACUUGGUGGAUGGUGCUGCAGGGGUGAGCAGGCUCGGAAUACCGAAAUAUGAAUGGUGGUCCGAGAUUUUACACGGAGUUUCUAACACUGGUCCGGGAGUUCAUUUUACUAGUUUGGUGCCCGGUGCCACCAGCUUCCCUCAAGUUAUACUAACUGCAGCUUCUUUCAAUAAAUCCCUUUUCGAAAUCAUUGGGAAGGUGGUCUCCACGGAAGGCAGAGCAAUGUACAAUGUAGGAUUAGCAGGGUUGACGUAUUGGUCGCCGAAUGUGAAUAUAUUUCGCGACCCCAGAUGGGGAAGAGGGCAGGAAACACCAGGGGAAGAUCCCACGCUCACUAGCAAUUACGCAGCAGCUUUUGUUAGAGGUCUACAGCAGAGAGAUGACGGUGAUAAAGACAGGCUCAAGGUUGCUUCUUGCUGCAAACACUAUACUGCCUAUGAUUUGGAUAAUUGGAAAGGAAUUCAAAGAUACACCUUUAAUGCCUUGGUUACACAACAAGAUUUGGACGAUACAUUUCAACCUCCAUUCAAGAGCUGUGUUCUUGAUGGAAAUGUUGCUAGUGUCAUGUGUUCGUAUAACCAAGUAAAUGGCAAGCCAACCUGCGGUGAUCCAGACCUCCUCUCAGGCAUAGUUCGUGGAAAGUGGAACUUGAAUGGGUACAUAGUUACUGACUGUGACUCUUUAGAUGUGAUUUUCAACAACCAACACUACACCAAAACGCCAGAAGAGACCGUAGCUCUGACUUUAAAUGCAGGGGUGGAUCUUAACUGUGGAUCAUUCCUGGCCAAAAACGGUGAAUCUGCUGUAAACAAGGGACUGGUGAAUGAAUCAGUGAUUGACAGAGCUCUCACGAACAAUUUUGCCACCUUAAUGAGACUUGGGUUCUUUGAUGGUGACCCCAAAAAACAACUCUAUGGAAAUCUAGGACCAAAAGAUGUGUGCACCCCGGAAAACCAGGAGCUUGCCCGUGAGGCUGCUAGGCAAGGAAUUGUGUUGCUCAAGAACACUGCAGGAUCACUGCCUCUAUCCCCUGCUGUCAUUAAAUCCUUAGCUGUUAUUGGACCAAAUGCUCAAGCAACUCACACCAUGCUUGGCAAUUAUGAAGGUGUUCCGUGUAAAUAUGUGACGCCAUUACAGGGUCUAUCAGCCUCAGUCUCAACGGUAUUCCAGGCAGGAUGUUCCGAUGUGUCCUGUGCCACUGCUCAAGUGGACGAAGCCAAGAAAAUUGCAGCAGCAGCUGAUGCGGUGGUUCUGGUAAUGGGCUCUGAUCAAUCAAUCGAGACGGAGGGCCGAGACAGAGUAAACAUCACUCUUCCAGGACAACAGUCGUUGCUAAUUUCAGAGGUUGCAAGUGUCUCCAAGGGACCUGUGAUCCUGGUUAUAAUGUCGGGUGGAGGCUGGGAUGUACAAUUUGCAAAAGAUAGCCCCAAAAUUACCAGCAUUCUCUGGGUUGGUUUCCCCGGGGAAGCAGGUGGAGCUGCAAUAGCCGAUGUCAUAUUUGGCCUACAUAAUCCUAGUGGAAGGCUACCAAUGACAUGGUAUCCCCAAUCAUAUGUUGACAAGGUCAGCAUGACAGAUAUGCACAUGAGACCAGACCCUGCCACAGGCUACCCUGGAAGAACAUAUCGAUUUUACAAGGGACAAACUGUUUAUUCAUUUGGAGAUGGAUUGGGCUACUCCACAUUUACGCACAGCCUAGUUCAGGCACCCAAGGUCGUCUCAGUUCCCCUGGAAGAGGGACAUGUUUGUCGUUCGUCGUCGUCGACAUGCAAGUCCAUUGAUGCAGUUGAGCAGAGCUGCAAGAACCUAGGCUUCAAUAUCCAACUGAGAGUGAGAAAUGUGGGGACGAUGAGUGGAAGCCAUACGGUGUUAUUGUUUUCCUCUCCCCCCUCAGUGCACAAUGCAGCUCAAAAGCAUUUGUUGGGCUUCCAAAAGCUCCAUUUGACUCCACAAACAGAAGGCCUGGUGAAAUUCAAUGUGGACGUUUGCAAGCAUUUGAGCAUGGCUGAUGAGCUAGGGAACAGGAAGGUGGCUGUGGGAGAGCAUGUGCUGCAUGUAGGAGAUUUGAAGCAUCCCUUGACUGUGAGGAUAUAAACGAAAUUCCACACGGUGAUUAUUUUCUUUUUCCUUUUUUCUUUAAAGAAAGAAAGAGGAAAUUGCUACAAUAUUGAAAUCAAAGCCUUGAAUAAUUUGAGACAAGUGUAAGAAAUGUGUAUUUUUUCUUUCACUUUCGAAAGAUGGAAAUUCUUGGUUGCAUUUGAAUUGAUAAAUUUGGUUGGAUUUGGAUAUUAUUAAAUCCUUGACUCA